Messenger RNA from Theileria parva strain Muguga, 1017 nucleotides. RefSeq lists its product as uncharacterized. NCBI's taxonomy places the organism in Eukaryota, Apicomplexa, Aconoidasida, Piroplasmida, Theileriidae. The transcript has 2 exons. The record is from RefSeq and is a predicted model, not a curated record. The coding region runs from base 1 to 1011 and encodes 336 amino acids.
AUGGCCUAUUAUUUACCUCAAGAUAGGGUUUUUAUUAACAAUAGAAAGAGAACUGCCAGUUUACAUCCCAUAAAAACGCCGGAUUUGUUGGAAUUAAACAAGAAUUUUAUACAACAAAACUUUAGACCAAGCAGCUUACAUGCUGUUAAACAUGAUUCCAAUUACUUGUUAGGUUCUUCAAUUGUUAAUGUGAACUUUGUCAACAAUGUGUCUCAUCCCAACCGAGGCUUUGAGGCAUGUCGCAACAUCCCUAUUUUGAAUAGCCCAAACUAUCAAAGACCACAUUUAAAUGUUAAAUAUCCUUGUAUAGUUGAAAAUUAUUCGCCCUUAAUAGGCAACGUUGGUAAUCAUGGAAAUAUGUACCCUCUUGAAAACUACACUUAUUACAGGCCGAUUCCUGAUUAUUGUUCACAUACACCCAAGAAUAAUCUAAAUGUUGAGGACAAGAUAAUCAAAAGGAAAACCAAAGAUUCCAUGGAAUUUCAACAAUGUGAAGAUAAUAAUGAAUCCUUGGAUCCUAUAGUGACAAGAAAUUAUUUAUCAAAUUUAGAGAAUGAUCCUAAUAGCGAAGGUCAAGAAGAAAUUGAAGAUGAUUCUCCUUUAAAGGAAAGUAGAUAUAACUUUAGAUCACUAGGUGAUUCAAGAAUAAAUGCAAGGAAAAACAAGUUGGAUGAGUACUUAGAUAAGGCAAAAUCAGUAAAGGAAAAGGCUGAUAAUUCUCAUAAAAGGGUAAAAAUCACUUCUGGAAAACCUACAUAUGAGUUUGUUGCCAAGUACCCUGAUCCAGUAGAGAAGGAGUUGGAGAAGUGGCACAACUCUCACAAUUCAACCCUGAAGUGGGAGAGAAUUCGACACGGGUUAUAUUCUGUUGGAGGAUCAAUAGUACAGCUAAUAAAAUCAAAUGGAAGUUUAUAUGUAGAAGGUCAUGGAUUCAAAAAAUAUAAGGGCCAAUUGGGGAUUCAAAAAUUUGUCGAGGAAAAGGAAUCCAGGUUACUAAGGGAAAGAAUCUAACAAAAC